ACAAAGGAAGCCGGUCACAAUUCAUAGUGCCUUAGCAUCUUCAAAUCUUCUGUCAUCAUCGCCCAAGAAUCACCAUGAAGCUGUUGGGGCUAGUACUGGCUACGCUGAGCAUAGCUGCGGCGCAGAGGGGACAAUACAGCAACCUGCAGACCGUACCCAUCAUUCAGUACAACAACGAAGUUAACUAUGAUGGCACCUACAGAUACAAUUACGAGACAGGAAACGGUAUCGUUGUCCAGGAGCAAGGUUAUCUGAAGAAUCCUGGGCAGAAGGACCUGGAAGCACAGGUUGCAACAGGAUCAUUCUCGUACACAGGUCCUGACGGAGUCCUCUAUACCGUCACAUACACGGCCGAUGAAAACGGAUUCCGUGCCGAAGGUGCUCAUCUACCAACUCCUCCUCCUAUUCCAGAGGCCAUCGCCCGCUCUCUGAACCUACAACAGCAGCCUCAACGCCCAGGUCCCAACAGGUACUUUAGGAAAUAAGACCAUUAUUUCACCGUCCCUUCUUUAUAUGGAUACCAACAGGAACACCGCACGUCGUAAGGUCUACUGGUAAACUUUAGCAAGGCAGAGACUAUGUACAAACAUUUCCUUUAUCGUCGUGUCAGGGAGUAAUAUUUCUGCUUACAUUUCUUACCACAAUGCAAGGUUUAUAUAAGUUAUAUUAAAUUCCUACGCCUCAGCCAUUAGUAUGUAGCACACAUCAUCAAUGAUGGUUGUAAUCAGGGAUCUAUAAUAUGAUGAGAUUCAUUGUAAGUAGCUCCGAAAAAUGAUGUGUGUACAUAACGUGUGUGGUAAGCUUCUGCAUAACGUACAUAAAUCAUUUCUGAGAAUGUGGCUAACUUACUGUGAUACGUAAUUGUGUUAACUACAUGCACAAACUGCCACGUUUUUGUAUCACUGAGCUGUGUUACUGUCUAGAUCAGAAGUCGACAACCAUUCUUGGGUGAGUAAAUUAGGAUAUUACAAUUCAAAACUGGAACCAUAAGCCUGUACAAAAAAGUGUCUGAUUAAACACACUACUUUCAUAUUUCUUAAUCCUGUAUCAAAUAUACGAUACCGUCUGGCGUAAAAAGCGACCCUUCUACUUCCCCAUCAGCUGCUGACGUCAGAAUUCACACAAGCGCCUCGGUGGCCGUGGGCAAACUGUUCCCUGGUCUAGACGUACCGCUUCUGAGGGUACAUCGAGCUAAAUUUCCCUGAAAUCAACGCCGUGUGCGACAGCGGCAGCGGUUCUACCGUACCGCACGGUUGAGUUACAGUAACAUAAAGUUACACAGACUGUAUUUCACGCUGUAUAAAUUUAUAACCUUGUAUCGUGUCGUACCGCUGUCGGAUCCCACGUGCCACGUUGGUUCCAGAGAACUUACAGGAUAAGUUUCUAUUUUUGAGUGUGUUCUUCUGUUUCCAGAGUGAUUUUGUUUUGUUUUAUAGAAUAAAUAUUUAGCUUCUAUUAAGUAGUGUGUAUUAUGAUAAGCAUAUUUAUGUAACUUUCUGUUUUCAUCUUGUAUAUUUAUAUAUUCAUUUUGUGCAAUAAAUACCUUUAUACGUGGUACAAA
Zootermopsis nevadensis is the source of this 1561-nucleotide messenger RNA. Its product is annotated as endocuticle structural glycoprotein SgAbd-2-like. Lineage: Eukaryota; Metazoa; Arthropoda; Insecta; Blattodea; Termopsidae. Gene Ontology annotation, cellular component: chitin-based extracellular matrix. Gene Ontology annotation, molecular function: structural constituent of chitin-based larval cuticle. The record is from RefSeq and is a predicted model, not a curated record.